Fomitiporia mediterranea MF3/22 is the source of this 4212-nucleotide messenger RNA. RefSeq lists its product as uncharacterized. Gene Ontology annotation, biological process: protein phosphorylation; cell surface receptor signaling pathway. Lineage: Eukaryota; Fungi; Basidiomycota; Agaricomycetes; Hymenochaetales; Hymenochaetaceae. Gene Ontology annotation, molecular function: protein kinase activity; ATP binding. The record is from RefSeq and is a predicted model, not a curated record. The transcript has 13 exons. Bases 309 to 4037 code for a protein of 1242 amino acids.
CCAUUCUCUACAUUUCUCGCCUUCUGGAAUCGGUGUACAUUAGCACCACCAUAUCCAUUCCGGAGACAUCCAGACUCCACUGACUUCCAUUUCCACAUGCGACUCGCUCUGGCCAACUCAUUGACCUACCCAUCCCCGGCCUCCAGUUCCAAUCCGCCUCUAUAUCCGUCUCGCUUAUUGUUCUUCACAGCUUGACGUGUUCCUUUCUGCCGCGUAUAUAUUACCUCAGUCUGCCCGGAUCUCGAUCUCUGCGAUUAUCCACUACCACAACUAUUUCAUAAAUUCAUCUCCUGAACUUGGUCUGCACAAUGUCGGACGGAGAGGACGAACAUGAAUCCAGGGAGGAACAGGAGGAGCAUCUUGAACGCUGGGCCCCUCGUGGCCAGUUUCCCUCUGCCUCUGCUAUGGCUGACUUCCCAACGCAUGCGCAGCUCAAUGCGGUGGCAGAACCAGAAGGUUCUGUUGUUGCAUCUCCUUACGAACCGACAGGCUGGUGGGGCUCGCGCGAUGCUGCGAGGCCGUGGCGAGAGAAAGCAGAGCUAAAGAGGAGGGCUAGUGUGCCGCCUGAGCAGUCAGAACGAUGGACACGGGUCAAGAAGAGAGUGUCCUAUGCGAUCAGGAGCACACUUGGAUAUAGUGUAGAGGCAACUCAUGAUUUGCUAGAAAUAAGCGCCGAUGUCCUCCGUUUCGCGCCUAUUCCUGGCCUAGAGGAGGCGGCUCGUGUAUUGUUGACCAUUUGGGAUGCUCUGCAGCUCGUGGAGACAAAUAGGCUUGCCUGCUUGCGGCUUACAGAACGAUGCGCUGACAUCCUGUUGUCUAUUCGUGAGGAGAUAUACGAAGCUGGUGAUCAAGUGGGCGAAGAGUUGAUGAUCCCAAUGCAGAAACUCGUCGAGUCAUUCAAAUCUGUGCAUAUUCUGCUCCAAAAGCAGGUUCAUAGGCCUUUCCUCAAACGGUAUUUGAAGCGAGACGAUAUUUUACGCAGCAUCAACGGCUGCGACGCUGCAUUAAGUGAUGCUCUUAGUCUGUUUUCAGUGUCUAUUCAAAUACGGACACUGCGCCAGUUGCAAGCGGCGGAAGCACAACGAAAGGCUGAUACCGAGAGGCUCAUUGCGUCGCUUACGCCGCCGCCAUCGAAAGUUGAUCCUGACACGACGCCAAAGCAGAAGCCCGUUGACCUCCCUCAAGAACCACCACCACCUCCAUACAUUACCACAAGCUCAAAAGGUACAGAAACUUCCGAAGAUACUUCCGAGUCGAAGACGUCCUCUACUACCAGUUCCAGUGCUGCAGCAUCCGAAGGCGCCCAGUCACCUCCACCAACUCCUGACUCGCAAGUCCUAAAGAUAGACGCGUCGCAGGUCACGCUCCACGCGCCACCCAGUCCCGAAGAGAUCCGCAAACAAUUAGGCGAGAUUGUAACGGAGCAGAACGCACAGGACCACGCGCUCGAUCUGGCGGACCUACGUGCACUCAUGCGUGACGCACUUGCUACAUCGAGUGACGUGGAAAUGCUACGUGUGUUGCAGAUUAAUCGUGAUGACAUUGCUGAAGCAAUGAAGACACUUCAGCGAGCUCUUGAGCAGGAGCGGGAGAAGGAGGAGGAAGUCGAGUCUAGGGAGAGUGUAGAAGCGGAAACAGCGGAAGAACCUCCGGAAGCCAACGCGGACACUGGAGGUAGACCCGGCUCCGGUGCACUCGGCCUUACGGGGUUACGGAGACGUUUAACUAUGGACAGUGUCACCACAAGGGCAAGCAAGAAGAGCAAAGGCUCAAAGCGGGAUGCGAAAGGAAGCAGACGAUCAGCUAGGGCCGACAGGGACACGCUUGAUCGUGAAUUCAUAGAAACUGGACUCGAUGCAUUACGUCGGCUUAGUCGCGGACAGGAUAUCAAUAUUCCUAAUUGGACAAUUACUCGUUAUGAAGUCGAUAUGGAAGCAAAGAUCGGUAUUGGCUACUUUUCAGAUGUAUACCGCGCUCGUUGGAGGAACCAGACAGUUGCGGUGAAGGUGCUCACACUGGCGACACCACAGAGGUUGUUCAUCCACGAGAUGAUUGUCUGGAAGAACCUCAAGCAUCAAAACGUGCUUCCUCUACUCGGUGCGAGCUCCGCAACAGGUGACCCGCCAUGGUUUCUUGUUAGCCCGUUCAUGAAAAAUGGAAAUCUCGUCGACUAUAUGCGCUCUUCUAAGAAGCUGAUAGAUAGUGUAUUUGAGCGGAGAGCGGUAUACGAGAUUGCAAAGGGCAUGGCGUAUCUUCAUCGACGAGGAGUGAUGCAUGGGGACCUAAAGGGAACGAAUGUCCUCAUUGACGACAAUGGGCAUUGCGUCUUGACAGAUUUCGGCCAGAGCGAGAUGAAGAGUGAGGCCUUUCGUUUGAGCGGGAAUCAUCCUCCACGUGGGACUCUGCGUUGGCGGGCACCGGAGAUAGUUGACGGAACUUCGUCUGGCAAGCUCACAUAUCAAGUUGAUGUAUAUGCAUUUGCAAUUGUCUGUGUCGAGGUCUUCGGCCAUGGUGCUUUGCCGUGGGGUGUGGUAGACGAUGAUACAUAUAGACAUCUUGUGAUCGAAGAGAACAAGCGACCACCUAUCACAUCUACCAACGCAUCUAAGAGCAUUCUAGCCAUUAUUGAUAUGUGCUGGCAGCGGGACCCAUCUAGUAGACCAACAUUCCAAAAGGUCGUUCGCGAACUUAAGAAGCUAGGUCUAAGCAAAUACUCAGAUUCACCGGCUAUGGGAGGGAAAGCCAAGCUAAUCGAAGAUGACUCCAGGCGGAAACAGUCCCCUGAUAUGAGACCGGUGGCAUUGCCAGACAUGGACGACGACCCUCCAGUAGAAGGAAGUGGUUCUGCUCGCUCCAGUCCAGGGCCUUCGACCUUGACUAACGGGGCUCAUACACUUUCUCCUCAAGCAAUCCCAAUACAACGGAUAAUUACCCCUAUCCGUGAAGAGGACAAGGGGUUUGACAGCAAAGGCGCUUCUCCGGUCGAGUAUAGACCAAUCAGGCUACCAGAGAGCGGGCCGCCUUCAUCAGAGGGAUUACCUGAGAGGGAGAUGCGUCCGCGGAGCAAAUCGGAGAGCGCAGCCGCCAUUCAUGAUGAGUCGACAUCCUCGUCGCGAACUACGUCGACGAACACAGCUACGGAUCAUUCUGCCGAUGGUCCUGGAAUAGAAUUAGAGCGUGUCGAGUCACCACCGCCUGCAGAUGAAGGCAUUGCACAACGCAAGAAUGAGAGUAGGUACAGGCUCUGUCUGCAACACAAAUUCCAUCCAUCUUUGAUUUUAGCAUUGUGGGAGCCUGCUCCUGUGGAACUGGGCGCUGUGGGUUAUUUAAAGCGUCCGCAAGGGAAAUUCGUUACGCUUUUCAACGCCUUUGACCCACCGAGAACGUCAGGUGGGCGAGCGGACGGCAUGUCCAACCUUUAUGGUUACGGAAAGGUAGAGAAAGGAAGUCAACGUCAGGACAGGCGGAACAUGGCCCAACGUGGUUUAGAUAUCAUACAGGGUUUGCUGUGGUUCCGCAGCCGAACGUCGGGAGAUUAUCAACGAAACGUUAGCCGCCGAGUUUCCUUUCCCAUCCGCGCUGGUCACAAGAGCGCAUACAUAUACGCUGAACAAACAAUGUAUCGGUACAUCGCUGAUUUGACCGCUCCGAAGGUUUGGUUUGAGGCGAAUGUGGAUCGGAUCCUGUCGUUGUAUGCUACGGAUCAUCGCCUCCAGAAAGAGGAUGUAUUCUUAGUCAUUGGAACAUUGGAUACCCCUGACUAUGGACUAUUUGUAAAUCAUAAUAAUCCGGACGGCCAAGUUCACUUCAACGUCUUCGCUUCACCACGAAAUGGUCAGAAGUGGGGCGCGUUCUCUAUAGACCUCGAUUCGUUGCCGUCAGACUUGGCGGGUGGUCCGUCGUAUCAUGAAGAAGUCCCAGGGAAACAUGCCUCAGCUAAUAAGGUGUCGGAGGUUUCGGCGGGGCAACAAUGGGAUACGGUACUCCUUGCUCGUCUACGCUUCCGACCUGACGAAGACCACCCUACUGCUGUGUAAUAUUUAUGUGCUCGACAACUGGACCCUCUUUUCUUCUUUUUCUUUCUGUAUCUUUCUUUUCCCCAAAUCAAGGAUUAUAAUCUCGCACUCAAUCAAAUAAAUGAAUCAACGUCAUUUUUCGAGCAAGCACCACUUCGUUUGUUAUUGUUACUUGUCAUACAAAUGUCCUCUUUUG